UUCUGACCGACAAAUUAAUGUCACUGGUUCCGACUUGAAUGGCAUACAUUCUCCUAAAAUUAGAUUGAUAUUCCAGGACAAAACUUAUGUUGAAAGUGUGAGUCAUAGGUUAAAAAUACUGAAUAAAUCCCUGAAUUAUAACACAUAACAUAUAUGAUAUUUGUGAUGUUACUCUGAGUAUGCAUCCACACCGGGCAAGCUGAAAAGUUAGCUUGGCCACGGUGGGAAUCGAACCCGCGACCUUUGCGAUACUAGUCCAAUGCUCUAGUUCGACGCACACUCAGAGUAACAUCACAAACAUCAUAUUCACCUGAGUACAUAUCACCAACACUCCAGAUACAACUCACUGUGUUAGCUGUGGUGAACAGCCUUUCAGGUUGUUAGUUUGGGCGUGGUACAAUACAUGUUUCUUUGAUCUCUGCGACGCAGUUAUUAGAGAGGUUAUCUUAGUCGCAUGAUAAGAGUACAUCCGAAUACCAGAGAUUUUAUAUACUCCUGUUUCUCGUUGUUACAAUACUGGACCACAGAUAGCUUUAAGGCUUGGGAUUGGAUAGAUUUAAGUCUUUUGACGUUUAGGAUUUGAGAUUAGAGUUCAAGACUUAGAAUUGAAGAAUUAAGCAGAUUAUACAGCCCAUACCUAAUUCAAAAGUUAAUUCAAAAUAUUUUUUAAAUUUAUAUCAUUGUGAUACAUGUGUUAUUAUAUUGAUUUCUUUCAUCUCGUGUUAUUUAGGUUUGUGGCAAACCCAGCUACGGUAACAUGAUCUGUCCUUUUCCAAAUUUAACAAGAACCGUAACAGCUCAUCUUCAAGCUGAACUCUCAUUUUCCUUGGACGCGGUGACAACAUGGGAGGUGUUCAGUGGAUAUCCAAAUUUUAAAUCAAUGACCGUUGUUCCAGAUCCAAUUAUAACUGGAUUUGAUGAUGGUGUUUUUGUUUUAAAGACCCCAACACUCGAGAUUAAGGUAGGC
Paramuricea clavata is the source of this 967-nucleotide messenger RNA. NCBI's taxonomy places the organism in Eukaryota, Metazoa, Cnidaria, Anthozoa, Malacalcyonacea, Plexauridae. The record is from the annotation of a GenBank genome assembly.